AUGCAUGCCAUGCGUUACCACAAAAGUGGCACAAGUACUGUCGAACUCAAUUCCUCCGAAGAACAUUUAGUUGCAUCAGGAAAUAAUGUCAAAGAAUCUGAAGAUGUUGCAGUUGGUGAAACACUCAAUGAAUUUGGUUUACUAUAUUUAAAAUGCAGGGAGAAAUAUUUUAUGCCAGUUUCAGUCAUCAAAAAUAUCAUGGAUGAUGUAGUUGAAUUUUUUGUAAAUACUCCAGAACCUGAGGUUUUACUUGACAUUGAGAAUUUAUGGGAUUCUUUGAAAAAAGAAGAAAAAUAUAAGCAAGUCUGCUAUUCAUAUGGCUUUGUAGAACCAAUCAAGGUUAGUGUUGGAGUUGAAGGCGAUAAAUAUUAUUACGUCCCGAUAUUAGAGACUUUAGUUCGUUAUAUAUCACAUGAUGACGUUAUUGCCAGCAUUGAAAAGAACAGACUGCAAUUUGGUGAUGACAUAUUACACGAUUUUACUGAUGGAAAAUAUUUUCUCCAGAGUAGUUUUUUUAAUGGUAACAAAAACAUGCUUCGUAUUCAUUUAUACGUGGAUGAAGUGGAAGUUUGCAAUCCACUAGGCUCUUCUAGAGGAACUCACAAACUCACCUGCUUUUACUACACGCUUGGCAAUGUACAAGUGAAAUAUCUUUCUUCAUUGCGCAAUAUGCACAUUUUAGCUGUAGUUUACUCAUCUGUUGUGAAGACAUAUGGGCACUCGGCAGUUCUAGAAAAAUUUUGCCAAGAUGUUUGGAUUCUUGAACAUGAAGGUAUAUCUGUGAAAACCACUGAUGGUCAAAAUUUGCAUUUUUACGGUGGGCUUGCGACAAUUAGUGGUGAUAAUUUGGGAAGUCAUGACAUAGGAGGAUUUCGCAGAUGCUUUAAUAGUGGGAGAAUCUGUCGCUUCUGUAUGUGUGUAUAUUCUGAUCUCUGCAAGAAAUGCAACGAAGGUCUUUUCGUAUUAAGGUCACAGCAAAUGCAUGACAAUCAUGUUGCGGCAGUGGAAAAAGAUGUAAGACUUGUGGCGGCAUAUGGUGUCAGAGGGGCCUCACCUCUUAAUUCACUGAGUUCGUAUCAUGUGUCAACAGGACUUCCCCCAGAUGCUAUGCAUGACCUGCUCGAAGGUGUGCUUCCGAUAGCUUUGAAUUUAAUAUUAGAGAAUUUAUUCCAAAGUAAUGUUUUAUCAAAAACACAGUUCCACACCGCCUUGAAAACUUUUAAAUUUGGCCGUAGUGACUCGAAAAAAUUCUUUUUCUUGUAUUACCACAAUGAAUGCAAGUGA
This is a messenger RNA of Styela clava, 1284 nucleotides long. The record is from RefSeq and is a predicted model, not a curated record. NCBI's taxonomy places the organism in Eukaryota, Metazoa, Chordata, Ascidiacea, Stolidobranchia, Styelidae.